Oreochromis niloticus (Nile tilapia) is the source of this 905-nucleotide messenger RNA. It is a transcript of the gene ch25hl1.2, whose product is annotated as cholesterol 25-hydroxylase like 1, tandem duplicate 2. The record is from RefSeq and is a predicted model, not a curated record. Gene Ontology annotation, biological process: lipid biosynthetic process. Gene Ontology annotation, molecular function: oxidoreductase activity; iron ion binding. Lineage: Eukaryota; Metazoa; Chordata; Actinopteri; Cichliformes; Cichlidae. The transcript is spliced from 2 exons. Bases 187 to 753 code for a protein of 188 amino acids.
AAGGAAACAAAAAUAAACUUGAAUAAAUUGUCAGUAGCUGUUCUGGAGCCUUUGAGCACAGGAGAACAAAGCUAGCAUGGAUAAUCCUGAACUGAGGGGCUAAAAUGAAAUCUAAAACAGCUGUACAGUGAAAACAUCAUCUGCUGGUAACAUCCUUUGUUAUGAAGGAAAGCAUCUGAUAAGUAAAUGGACUUUGUGGUGAGGCUAUCUUCCUCUUCUGCCUUCUACACAUCUGUGGCCCAGUGGGUGUGGAGGCCACCCGCCGACCUGCCAGACCAGGCUCCGUCCCUGCUGGAGCUGAUCGCCGGGGUGAUAGGCAACCUCCUGCUUUUUGACUUGCAGUACUUCAUUUGGCACCUGCUCCAUCACAGGAUUCGCUGGCUGUAUGUCACCUUCCACGCAAUCCAUCACAAUUACUCGUCUCCCUUUGCUCUUGCGACUCAGUGUCUUGGUGGCUGGGAGCUGGUUACAGUGGGCUUCUGGACCACCCUGAAUCCUGUGAUCCUGAGAUGUCACCUGUUCACUACAUGGGCCUUCAUGGUGUUGCAUGUAUACGUUUCUAUAGAAGAUCACUGCGGCUAUGAUUUCCCCUGGUCCACAUCUCGUCUGAUACCAUUUGGCAUCUACGGAGGGCCCAGCAAACAUGACGUGCACCAUCAGAAACCCAAUACAAACUUUGCACCGCACUUCAGUCACUGGGACAAAAUAUUUGGCACACAUGCUGAUUUCAGCUUCUCUUCAGCUACGAAGUAAACUAUUGCAAGCAGUGAGACGUGUGUUUUUGUGCUUCUUUUUCAAAUCAUGUGCCUGUAAAACAUUUUUGCACACAAAUAGAGCAAAAUUACUGUCAGUACUGUGCUGAUAGUUUAAUGUGUCUUUAGUGACAGUUGCCAAUUCAAUUAAAA